This is a messenger RNA of Osmerus eperlanus (European smelt), 5414 nucleotides long. RefSeq names its product zinc finger, CCHC domain containing 2 (gene zcchc2). Bases 171 to 3473 code for a protein of 1100 amino acids. Gene Ontology annotation, molecular function: zinc ion binding; nucleic acid binding. The transcript is spliced from 14 exons. Lineage: Eukaryota; Metazoa; Chordata; Actinopteri; Osmeriformes; Osmeridae. The record is from RefSeq and is a predicted model, not a curated record.
ACGAGAAAAAUAGCUAGCUACUACAGCCGGUCGCCGAUUGUCACUGUGAUUAUUAUAAAACACUAAGAUUGAUUAGGCGACGUCGAUUCAGAUUACAACCGGUUUAAAAUAUUAAACAAUGUACAACAAUCCGUAAUUUACGCCUGGAAGCCUUUCCUGCCGAGCUGAUAAUGCUGAAAAUGAAGCUUCCGAUGAGAACGGCGGGCGAAGGUGGAGACGAUACUGCCGAAGACGAGCUGAAACAACCCGAACUCCAUAUUCCCAGAUCGGUCUCUCCCUCGGUCCCCGAUAGAUUCGAGGAUUCGCCCCGACAGGGAAUACACCCAUCUCAGUUGGAUAAAGAGACCGUAUUCGAAUGGUUUGGUCUGCACCUGAAUUCUGCAAAGAGGGUUGAGUUUAUGUGCGGACUGCUGCAUAUGUGUCAGCCGUUGGAGCUCCGCUUUUUAGGAUCCUGUUUAGAGGAUCUUGCACGAAAAGAUUAUCACGUUCUACGGGACUUUGAAAACAGGGCAAAUACCCCUAACGAUUUGGGGAUUUUGUCUGACGCUAUUGACCCAGUUGUUCGGUCCAAACUGCUCGUCUGUCUGUCUCUGCUCGGGUCUGACAGUAGAGAAUGUGCAGGGAUACUCUUUCGGAUACUGAGCCAUGUGGAUCCCGCUUCGUUCUACAAAAACUAUGGCUACUCUUCCUUCAGGGACCCACAUCAUAACUUUGUUCACCCACCGUGCGCGGACGGGGACAUAUACGGGAGAUCGGAACAAAAUAGGAUGGACGCAGCGGCUGGGCCACUGGAGCAGUUGGCGCUGCUUUUUACAAUGGCCUCACUGCACCCAGCUUUCCCUUUUCACCAGAGGGAAACGAUAAGGAUGCAGCUUGACAAAAUUGAACAUGCAAUGGCAGAAGACAGGAAGCAAAAUCAGCACAGAAUAAAUGCACAGCUCCAGGUGACCCAUAAACCGGAGUACCUGCCCCCAGGGGUGGUGGAGGGGAGCCCGGGGGAGCCUCGUCACUCCAGCCAGAACCCCCCCAGCAGGAGGACUCAGAGAGAGACAGUGCACAUCGAGAGGAUCGUCCUGAAGGGAAUCUCCGGGAAGAACUCCUGCAAAAUCGACAGGGAAUACAAUUUUGAGGUGACGUGGUCCAACUCCUCUUCCAGCAAGGUGACCAAGACACACCUGGAGCUGGAGAACUUCCUGCUGAAGCUGCCGAAGGAGCAGAGUGCAGAGUGGUUUGAGAAGAGCCUCUUGUGUCUGCUCAGCCAUGCAGACGUGCACGAGACCAGGGAGGUGGAGCGCACGCUCAGAGAGAAGCUUCUGUCGGCUCCACAGUCUUUCAGACAGACCAGGAAGGUCUGCAGCUUCUUUCGCUUAGACUCCAACCUCCUCUGCAGCAAAUGUAGUCAUAUUGUUUUGGGGAAGGCCUACAAAGAGGACUGCUCAGAAGUUUCCAGCCAAGAGGAAGACUUUGAGCCAUAUUUACAAGGACAAAGGAAGAAACUUGGGAGUAAAAGCCCCAGUCUAGGUGCCAAAGGUCCCCAGGGGGAGAGCCGGAGGGCGGGCCACGGGGCGGAGCUGAACGGCCAACCGGAGUGGAGGAGGCGGAGCUGCUCUCUGAAGGCGUCUCAGGAGCACGGUGACCUGGGCCCGGAGCAGGAUGGCGAGAGGAGGAACUGCAAGAACAGGCCCCGCCCACAGGCACCCGACAGGGAGACGGAAGGGAGAGCUGCCUAUCUGACCAACGGGGGCAUAGCGUUGCCGUUGCCACGACGAGGGCGAGAGAGCCGAGACGGAGGUGUGGGGUCAGGACAGGAUCCGUACGGGUCGAUGUCGUCCGAGAGCUACAGCUCUCCCUCCAGCCCCCUGCGUGAUGGACGAGAGAGUCUGGACAGCGAGGACGAGAAGAACAAAGACACGGACAGCCACUCGGAUGACUCCAGUAAAGGAGGCCCAGACGGCUCCUUCUUCCCCCACCAGCAGGAGGUGAUCGUCGGCUCCGGGGCCUCCACGCACCCCCUGUCCUCCGGCUGCACCAAGCCCGGCCUCGAAGCCCUCGCUCGGGACCCCAGCCCUCAGUUCCCCCCUCUCUCCUUCAUGCACCCCAUGCCCUACAUGCUGCCCAACGGGGCCGUGCACCCCGAGGCGCCACACCCUGUGCCCCCUCCCCCAGACGCCAAGGCCUCAGGUGGGUCUCUGAUGCCCGUGGCCCUGUUGCCUUCCGCGAUGCCACUUCCAGGAGACCCAGAGAAGAGAGUGUCGCCGGCCGUGCUCCCCGCGUUCGGUGCACCCUCCCUGGGCUUGCACGGGCCCGGCAGCCCUGGCCUGCAGGCCCUGGUCCAGAGGGCUAAGACGGCGGCCCUCCAGACCAGCUCGGAGGGGAUGUCAGCCGUGGCCCACCAGCCUCCCGUGGGGGCGAUCAGUGUGAUCGCUCCUGGCCAGGCCUACGGCUCACCUCUCCAGCCUGCCUACCCCUGCCCGGACCCCGGCCCUCUUAGCCCAGCCCUUCCCUCCUCCUCAGUCCCCCUGGUGGACCCAGGCCACGCCAAACACCCAGGCCUGGCCCUGCCCUCCGGCCUGCCUUCCCCCUACACCCUCCCCCACAUCCCCGCCUCUGCCCUCCCCUCCCUGGGAGCGGCGGGGGUGGGACUGGCGCCCUCUCCUGGACAGCUACAGACGUUGCAGUCAGCGGUCCCCCCUUCCAUCCCCACCCACACCCCCGGGCCGGCCCCCAGCCCCAGCCCGGCCCUGACCCACAGCACGGCGCAGAGCGACUCCACCUCCUACAUCAACAGCACCACCUGCGGGAGCGCCGGCGGCGGCGGCAGCGCCCACAGCGCCGUCGUCUCCCAGCAGCAACCGGGCCUGCAAGCGCAGGCCACUCCUCCCCAGCCGCAGCAGCCGAUGGGCUGCGGGAGCUGCGGCUGCCGGGGCAACUGCGGCGGCGCCGCGGGCAACGCCGCCGGCCACGCCUCCUUCUUCUUCCCGCCCCAGAUGGCGCCCCGGCAGAUGUUCGGCGUGCCGCCCCUCUUCCAGCUGACGUCGCUGUGCAGCAACAGCUACCUCACCACGCCCGCCCAGACCAACGGAGGUGCCCAGCUCCCCUUCUUCCCCCCGCCCAGCGCCCCGCCCCCGCCCUACCCCCCCGGCGGCACCCUGCUGCACACGCACGCCCACUCGGACCACGUGCUGGGCGGCCAGGCCACCGGCUACGGCCUGCAGCAGAUGCCGCCGUUCAGCCAGCGGUUCUACCAGCACGUGUACCCCUCCGCCCUGGGCCUGGUGGCCGGGGCGGGGGGGGGGCUGGGCGGGGCCGGCGUCAAUAAGAAGAACGGCAACGUGUCCUGCUACAACUGUGGGGUCAGUGGGCACUACGCCCAGGACUGCAAGCAGCCCUCCAUAGACUCCUCCCAGCAAGGGGGGUUCCGGCUGAAGUAUCCAACCUCUCACGCCUCCGAAGCGCUCGACAACGCAGACUGACGAUGAAAACCACCUUUUCCUGGUUGACGCCACUUAAUGUUUCCUGCUCAUUGUCAGUGAGCAGUCUGCUGAAGAGCUUAUGCUCCCUGGGGGGCUGCGGGGGGGUUGGGGGGGUUAUAAGGAUCUCCUUCCAGUCUCUGUCUUGGUUCUGGUUUGCUGACCUCCUGAUGGGAGCUGAGGAGAGAUGCGAGCAGCCACCAGACAGCCAGAGUUCUUGUGCCUGAGGUGAACUUCCAACUGACAACUAGGAGAGCGCUUAUUGUGGCGCUCCCGUUUCCAUAGAGAUGACCUUUAACCCACAUCCCGACCCGACCGCUCUCUUCUUUCUCUGUGGCUUGUAGUAUUUUUGCACUGAAGACUGGCAGCGGAGAGCACGCUUGUGUUUACUAACUUAUUUGUGACGUUACUAGGAACACCACCGCUCGUUAACCGCGGCUGAGUAGGGGAAGAUUUCUGUUGCCCUCAGAUUCUACGGAGAGACAACUUUGAUCUCAGACGUAGGACUUUUCUAUUCUUAGUUCGUUUUAUACUACGGUAUAUUUAUGCCUACUUACGAUCAUUCUGUCGGCUAGAAUUUUUUUUAUUGUUUAAACCAAACAGCAGCUACGAACGAUUUAAAAUACAGAACAAAAAACGGAAAUGGUGCAAAAAAAAAAAAAAAAGAAGCUGGAUUUGUUCCGCUGAUAUUUUGCUGUUUUUGAAUGUAAAACAUGGUUUUCAUUUCUUGUUGUCAAGAACUGGCGGUAUCAACAACAAAAAAGAAGUUUCUUGAUGAGUGUUUGCCACUUGAUAUAAUGUGAAAGGCAUAGCAAGCAUCAUGUCUGUCAAUGUUCAAAUGCUGCUGGUUUGUUCGAUCUUUUAAGUUGUUUUUUUUUUUCCUUUGUUUUUUGACAACAUGCACUAUAGCUACCAGGACCUCUGACGUCUAAAGUGCACUGAAAAAGUCCCUAAAACGAGCUAGGUUGCAGAGCAGUGGGGACAGGUGACGACACUAAAACACACUACUAACCCUGCUGAUGCAGGGGCCUUUCAAGCAUCCCCGGCUGUCUGGCUCACAAAAUUGCCCACGAAAAGAAACCCAUCUUUUAACGUGUAUUGUCGAUCCAGGCCUGUCUUGCCAUUUCAAUGCAGAGCUGCUAUGCAGAACUUUGAACACUAGAGGGAGACAGACUUUGAAAAAAAAAAUAUCCAAUUUGGAAGAAAUCGUUCCAUUGAUUCAGUAUGCCUUUGACACUGUUUUGUCUUGUCAUCCAAGAGUAAUCAAACACACCUUAAGUAUUUGAAACUUUCUUUCAAAAAUGUUUGGUACAGCCUGAGUGGUCAGGAUUAGGGUUGUUGUUGUGUAAUAAUUCAGUUUAUACCCAGGCUACUUCUACCAGACUGGAGUGGCAUAUGAGGCCUUACCUAAACUUGUAGUUUGUUUUCUGCCCUCUUAGUCAAUAUUUCUUGACUGAUAUAACUUCAGUGCAUAAGUUGGAUAUCUACAUUCAUAGAUAUGUCUGACUGUAUUGCAUAUGUUGUUUGUGCAUCGGUAAAUGUAGUGAAAUAUCUAUGCACACACUCCCAUCCACACACCCCCAGAACAUUCUCUUUUUAACGUUGAAAUGUAUACAUAAAUGAAAUGACAAUUGAACUCGUAAAGAUAUUUCUGAGUCAGGCGGAGGUCAGGAUUGGGUAGGUAGCCUUCACAGAUGUGGGUAUCCCUAGACCGAACAAGGACAUUUAGAAUCAGUUUCACCUGUUUAUAAUUCUGGUGACGUAGGAGGCGACAUGUUGCAAACACACACUUCUAGAAAACAACUUUAUUUCUUUCUCAGAUGUCAUGAAUAGUCAACGUUUUCUUUGAUGCCGUUUGUCUUUAAACACAUGAAGACCCCACUUCGCCCCCCCCCAUCGCUGAAAACACACAAACGUUUUUUUGCUUGAUUUUGAACAAAAACA